Molecule: messenger RNA, 459 nt
Organism: Melopsittacus undulatus (budgerigar)
Lineage: Eukaryota; Metazoa; Chordata; Aves; Psittaciformes; Psittaculidae
Gene: TMEM244
Product: transmembrane protein 244
Exons: 6
Coding region: 1-459 (152 amino acids)
Source: RefSeq, a predicted model, not a curated record
AUGGCUCUCAAGGUCAAAACUGCUGAAACCAAGGUUGUUCUGGUUAACCUGUUGAUAUGCAUGGUAGUUUUCUACACUGUGUACUAUGUGGUCCUAUCUGUGUGCUUCGCAGUAUUCAAGAUUAAAAUGUUGGAUGGUUUGGCACCUUUUGAUUUUAAGACAAAUCCCUCAUGGAUUAACCCCUAUUAUUUAGUUCUUGUGAUAUCGUUGGAAAUAACUUUCUUCAUUUGUGGUCUUCUGUUUGCCCUGGUUGUGGAAGAAUGGGUUUGGGAUUAUGCCGUAACAGUUACUAUUAUUCAUAUCAUCAUAACUUCAGCUGUUAUGUCUGAAUUCCCCCUCAUGUUACACUGGUGGCUGGCAUUAGGAUCUGGAGUAAUUUCAAUGAUUUGUGGAGGACAGAUUUUGGCAUACUGCUUAUUCAAAGACAACUUCAUUUACCCAAUUCUAGAUGAUUUUUGA